AUGACAAGGCAGCCAGGAAGCGGCGAUGGCGCCGCAGACUCGAUUGUUUCGCAGUGCUCUGACCAGCUGCAGCAGCAGCGGCUGCUGGAGAAUGGGGGACCGGAUUUUCCCUUUCUGCAUUUGUGGGAGAUCUGGCAGAGAGGCAGCAUGACGCCGCUCAGUCGGGGCGAAACUUGGUACAUUGUGAAUGAGGGAUUUCUUCAGAAUCUACAGCAAGAAGCAAACAGACUGAAGAGCAGACUCUCCCCCGAGGCCGUCGCUCAGGCGCUGAGUGGGCUGGACAAGUUUGUGGAGCUGUCGAAACAACGGCUGGAGCAGCAGCGAAAUAAUCCUCCACAAUCGCACCUGCGCAUUGUGAACGCGCAACUGCUCUCCCCAGAAAGCGUCAGAAAGGGCUUUGCCACCAAACGAACGCGACUCGCCGCUGGUGUCGAGAAACAAAUGGGCAUAGCCUUUCAAGUCUGCGAGGCGUCUACGUGGACUGUUCUCUGCGCAUGGGUGCCUCAUGACAUCGAAAUUCCUCGUGGGGUGUACAAACAGUCCGGGCACUUUCAUGUGGAGGUGCAGCCACUUUUGCUGCAUGCGUUCAAAGCUCUCGGCAACUGCAGCAGCUGCAAGGAGACAGUUGCCGAACCAGUCAGUCAAUUUGCUGCUGCCCGCGCAGAUUCUCUGGAUUUCACAAUUCACAAGCUGAAAGAGCUCGUGGCAGUGGAGGCGUAUGACGCGAGUUUGCAUUUUUCGCUGGAGCUGCGAGAGGUUCCUGGGGGGUCACUUGCAGCGCCUGCGAGCAGUUGGAAUUGUGUGUGGGAGGCUUCGGAGACAUUUUUGGAAGACACGGAUGUGGAGGACGGUGCUGGGCUCGUGUUGUUACACCGGUCUGCAUGUCGUUGCUCGCGGAAGGAAGCGGCCAGUGCAGAAGAAGACGAGUUCGAUGAUGCGAUGUGGGAAGCAGAGAGGGGAGCUCCUUCCAUGGGGGAGUCUUCUGCAGUGCAGCGGGGGGGGGGAGCAGUCAUGGGUGUCGCGAGAGGCAGCCGUCCUCUCUGCGGUAUACGCAGACCGACGCUCGUCGCUUCUGCCCCCUCAAGCUCUGAGAGCUCUGGAAUAUGUCAUGCUCAGUCCUUGGUGGACGUGUGGCUAGCCACGGGUGGCUUAGUGGGGCUUGUGAAUCUGGCAAACACGUGCUUCAUGAAUGCCGCAGUGCAGUGCUUGUCAGUGGUCCUUCCUUUCACGCGGUACUUCUUGAGCGGCGCUUACAAGGCGCAUAUCAACGAGCAAAACUGCAUGGGAACGCAGGGGAGGCUCGCAAAUGCGUAUGCGAAGACGCUUAAGGCCCUGUGGGCGUCAGGAGACUCCGCGUUUGCCCCUCGAGAGUUGAAAUGGGCUGUUGGCGAAGUGCGAGAGGAGUUUCUAGGAUUUGCACAGCAAGAUUCUCAGGAGCUCCUCGCCUUUCUGUUGGAUGGCAUUCAUGAAGAUCUCAACAGAGUACGAAAGAAGCCAUAUUAUGAGGACAAGAUAGAGGGUGCAGAGGGCGCGAGCGACAGCGUUACUGCGCUUCGCAGUUGGCAACGCCAUAAGGAGAUUCACGAUUCGAUGGUUGUUGAUCUCUUUCAAGGGCAAUACCGAUCACAGCUCGUCUGUCCACAAUGCCGUCGCUUGUCUGUUACGUUUGACCCUUUUCUGAAUUUGUCACUCCCCCUUCCUAACGCAGCGCCACUGCGCUUCAACAUUGCCGGGUGCUUCGAGACGUCUAAAGCGUUUGCGGCGGAAAUGCAAGCGAAGCUGCCGCUUUCACAGGCGCAAACAAAGGAACUUGCGCUCCAACUGCUCAACGCGGCUAUGAAGGGCGAUAUGCCGCACGCGAAUUUGAUGGAGGAGGAAAAGGAGGAGCUCAGGCUUCAAAUCUGCCACUGUCCGUCUGGAGUCAAAUCGCUGAACGGCUUGCGAGAGGAUAACGUGCUCCUCAUCUGCCGGCGCAUCGGAGAAAUGACUCCAGGCUCCCCCCUCCUCGCAAACGGUUUAAAACCUUUCUGUCCAGGAGAAGAGCUGCGAUCCAAGACGGAAAAGCGGCUAACCUCCAUCUUCGUAUGGUUCCUCCCUUCUCGCACCGUCCGAGUGCGUUCAAAGCCCCUUGAGCACGAUGCCUCUAACGUCUUAGAGCUGGAAGGUCAGGUUCCCCUUGACACCCCGACGGGUGCAACCAGCGGCUGCGUUUUGCCCUCCGAGAAUUUGACGGCUGGCGGUCCGACUGCAGGCGCAGGAGAUAGCGAUGCCGAUGAAUUGACACACGCACUGCAAGCCAUGGCGAAGAAGCGCCGAUCUGUGGGGCUGCCCGUGAGUUUGGAGGCUUCGGAUUCUUUUUUCGUGAUGAUCGUGCCGCUGGUGAAGUAUCAAGCGGAUCCACGCGUCAUUGGAUCCUGGAUGCCCGUGUUGCGGCUCGUGACAGCGUCCACGACUUGCAGCGAUCUGUAUGCAGCAGCGGAGAAUGCUUUUUUUCUGCCGGGAGCUUCUCGGGCGGAAGAAGGCACCGAGGCUUCCAGUGGCGCUCUCGCCAUUAGUCCUCGAACGAGCUUUUCGCCAGAGGAGGGAUGCGUGCAGCAACAAAAAUCCAAGAUUAGCGGUGUGUUCACCCAAGCAGUAGAGGCCAUCAACAAAACCUUCGGACCAGCAGCUCACGCAGAGGCGACGUCAAGGAAGUGGCGGCUGCAGGCGAUGGCGCUCGUGUAUCUCGACGUAUCGGCUGUAGAUAAUCUCACCAGCAUCAGCAGCAGCAACAGCAGCAGCAACAGCAGUAGUGUGGAAACACAGGGCACCAUGGUCAGCGGCAUCCUCUCACUGGGAGUCGUUCGACAGUCGCACAAAAUUCAUCUCGCUGACUGCUUGCAGCUCUUUGCAGAGCGAGAAGUUCUCGAUGAAGACAACAUGUGGUACUGCGGAACCUGCCGGAAACAUGUGCAAGCGCAGAAAAAGCUUGACCUCUGGCGCAUGCCAAAAGUGCUGAUUCUUCACCUCAAGCGAUUUCACAACGUGAAUCGAUGGAGCCGAUCAAAGAUCACCACUCGCGUUUGCUUCCCCUACAAAAAUGGGGAGUACCUCGAUAUGAGCCAGUUCAUUUUGCCUGGCGGUUUGCAGCAACUCCAGGAAGAAGAUCCCUCUUUUUCACCGGAGUACGAACUCAUCGGCGUUAAUGUCCAUUCGGGAGAACUGGGCGGAGGGCACUACUACGCAUAUACGAAGAUUAGGGGGCAGUGGUAUGAGUUCAAUGACUCGUGUGUCACACCUGUACACGAGGACAAGUGCCACUCCGCCGAUGCAUACAUGCUAACAUACGAGCUUCGAUCUAGUCGGGAGAAUUCAAAAAGCAGACUAGCAAUAGUUGAAACGGCUAAUCGACUGCAGCCAGUCGAUCACCAGGUUAGGCAGCCGCUACCGCAGCACCACCAGCCGACUGUUAGCCCUUGGGUCAUGUGA
Molecule: messenger RNA, 3468 nt
Organism: Cyclospora cayetanensis
Lineage: Eukaryota; Apicomplexa; Conoidasida; Eucoccidiorida; Eimeriidae
Exons: 20
Coding region: 1-3468 (1155 amino acids)
Biological process (GO): protein deubiquitination
Molecular function (GO): cysteine-type deubiquitinase activity
Source: RefSeq, a predicted model, not a curated record